AUGGCGGCGCCGCUCAAGAUCUCCCGCUCGGCGCUCCAGGCGGCGGCCAAGGCCGCGGGGUUCCAAGACCUCCGCAAGGUCUCCCUUUCGCAGUUCCGCGCCCUGUGCGCCGCAGCCGGCGCCAACGGCGAGGUCAUCCCGGCCAGCACCGGCUCCUCCGUCGGCGCGCCUGGCGCCGCGGUGGGCGCAGCCGGUCACGGAACCAAGGGUGGCACCGGAGCUGGGCUCGCCACGGCUGACCGCGGGGCCAACGGCGGCCACCGGAUCGGCGCGCCGGCCGUGUCUCUGUACGGCGCGAAGCUUAAGGGCGCCCAGGGCGCGGCUGCCGCGGGGCUCGGCAUCGGCGCUCCCGGCGCGGCUGGCCUCACCGGCGGCAUGAGCGUCGGAGCUCCGGCCGCCGGCGGGCAUGGACGCGGCGGCGCCGCAAGUGCCACGUUCGGCAUCAGGGCCGGCCUCUCCACCUCCACCAAGGCCGCUGCCCCCGGCUGCGUCGAGUGCGCCGCUGAGUGCGCCAAGAUCAAGGCCAUUUGCAUCGAAAUGGAGGAGUCGUUCCACAGGCGAACGGCACACGUUACCCAAAUGCACUACAGGCUCUCCAACGAGGUGGCGACGAUGAAGAGGGAAGCGGCGGAUUACAGGAUCUGGUUAGUGAGAACGCUCAUCGGGGUCAUGGUGACGGGAACUGGAGCCCUGCUGUUGUUGGCCCUUUUCUUCUCGCCCUACGUGCAACAUGCUUGGCAGUCGGAGACCAUCGCCGAGGUGGAUCGCCGAGCUGCAGCGCGCAGACUUGAGGCGGAGCAAAGUGCCGCCAACCAGGGCGAGAAGAAGGCCUAGGGCUAAGGCCAUGGCGGCAAGUGUCGGACCCCCUCCCUUCCCCUGCCCCAAGCUCGAUCGUGAAACAGCAGUCCCAAGCCUGAUGAUGACUUAAUGAAGU
Triticum dicoccoides is the source of this 934-nucleotide messenger RNA. Its product is annotated as spidroin-1-like. The coding region runs from base 1 to 834 and encodes 277 amino acids. The record is from RefSeq and is a predicted model, not a curated record. Lineage: Eukaryota; Viridiplantae; Streptophyta; Magnoliopsida; Poales; Poaceae. The transcript is spliced from 7 exons.